UGCUGAGCUUCCCAACGGACCCUGGAGAUACCUGCUGCCCCCGCUUGCAGGGAAAGAUGAUUCCUGCCAGACUUGCGAGCGUGCUGCUGGCUCUGGCCCUCACCUUGCCAGGGACCCUUUGUACAAAAGGGACUGUUGGCAGGUCAUCGAUGGCCCGAUGCAGCCUCUUUGGAGGCGACUUCAUCAACACCUUUGAUGAGAGCAUGUACAGCUUUGCGGGAGAUUGCAGUUACCUCCUGGCUGGGGACUGCCAGAAACAUUCCUUCUCACUUAUCGGGGGCUUCCAAAAUGGCAAGAGAGUGAGCCUCUCCGUGUAUCUCGGAGAAUUUUUUGGCAUCCAUUUGUUUGUCAAUGGUACUGCGCUGCAGGGGACCCAAAACAUCUCUAUGCCCUAUGCCUCCAACGGGCUGUACCUGGAGACCGAGGCUGGAUCCUACAAGCUGUCCAGUGAGGCCUACGGCUUUGUGGCCAGAAUUGACGGCAGUGGCAACUUUCAAGUCCUGCUGUCAGACAGAUACUUCAACAAGACCUGUGGGCUCUGUGGCGACUAUAACAUCUUUGCCGAGGAUGACUUCAGGACACAAGAAGGGACCUUGACCUCGGACCCCUACGACUUCGCCAACUCCUGGGCCCUGAGCAGCAGGGAACAACGGUGCAAACGGGUGUCCCCUCCCAGCAGCCCAUGCAAUGUCUCCUCUGAGGAAAUGCAGCAGGACCCAUGGGAGCAGUGCCAGCUUCUGAAGAGCGCCUCGGUGUUUGCCCGCUGCCACCCUCUGGUGGACCCUGAGCCUUUCAUGGCCCUGUGCGAAAGGGCUCUGUGCACAUGUGCCCGGGGGCUGAGGUGCCCUUGCGAGGUCCUCCUGGAGUACGCCCGGGCCUGUGCCCAGCAGGGGAUGGUCUUGUACCGCUGGACUGACCACAGCACCUGCCGACCGGCAUGCCCGGCAGGCAUGGAGUACAAGGAGUGCGUGUCCCCUUGCACCAGAACUUGCCAGAGCCUGCACGUCCAAGAAGUGUGUCAGGAGCAAUGCGUGGAUGGCUGCAGCUGCCCUGAGGGACAGCUCCUGGAUGAAGGCCGCUGCGUGGGGAGCGCUGAGUGUUCCUGUGUGCAUGCCGGGGAGCGGUACCCUCCGGGCUCCUCCCUCUUGCAGGACUGCAACACUUGCAUUUGCCGAAAUAGCCUGUGGAUCUGCAGCAAUGAAGAAUGCCCAGGGGAGUGUCUUAUCACAGGACAAUCCCACUUCAAGAGCUUUGACAACAGGUACUUCACCUUCAGUGGGGUCUGCCAGUACCUGCUGGCCCAGGACUGCCAGGACCACACCUUCUCUAUUGUCAUCGAGACUGUGCAGUGUGCUGAUGACCCGGAUGCUGUCUGCACCCGCUCAGUCACUGUCCUCCUGCCCCGACUGCACAACAGCCUUGUGAAGUUGAAGCACGGGGGAGGCGUGUCCAUGGACGGCCAGGAUGUCCAGAUCCCUCUCCUGCAAGGUGACCUCCGCAUCCAGCACACCGUGAUGGCCUCCGUGCGCCUCAGCUACGGGGAGGACCUGCAGAUGGACUGGGAUGGCCGUGGGAGGCUGCUGGUGAUGCUGUCCCCAGUCUACGCGGGGAAGACGUGCGGCCUGUGCGGGAAUUUCAACGGCAACAGGGGAGACGACUUCAUCACGCCCGCAGGCCUGGUGGAGCCCCUGGUGGAGGACUUCGGGAAUGCCUGGAAGCUGCACGGGGACUGUGAAGACCUGCAGAAGCAGCACAGCGAUCCGUGCAGCCUCAACCCGCGCCUGACCAGGUUUGCGGAGGAGGCGUGCGCCCUGCUGACGUCCUCCAAGUUCGAGGCCUGCCACCGCGCCGUGGGCCCUUUGCCCUACGUGCAGAACUGCCGCUACGACGUCUGCUCCUGCUCCGACGGCAGAGACUGCCUUUGCAGCGCCGUGGCCAACUACGCCGCCGCCUGUGCCCGGAGAGGCGUGCACAUCGGGUGGCGGGAGCCCGGCUUCUGUGCGCUGAGCUGCCCACAGGGCCAGGUGUACCUGCAGUGUGGGACCCCCUGCAACAUGACCUGCCGCUCCCUUUCUUACCCGGAUGAGGACUGCGACGAGGUCUGCUUGGAAGGCUGCUUCUGCCCCCCAGGGCUGUACCUGGAUGAGAGAGGAGACUGUGUGCCCAAGGCCCAGUGCCCCUGCUACUAUGAUGGCGAGAUCUUUCAGCCCGAAGACAUCUUCUCGAACCAUCACACCAUGUGUUACUGUGAGGAUGGCUUCAUGCACUGCACCACGAGCGGAGCCCCAGGCAGCCUGCUGCCCAACACCGUGCUCAGCAGUCCCCUGUCUCACCGCAGCAAAAGGAGCCUGUCUUGCCGGCCCCCCAUGGUCAAGUUGGUGUGCCCCACUGAUAACCUGAGAGCUGAAGGGCUCGAGUGUGCCAAAACUUGCCAGAACUAUGACCUGCAGUGCAUGAGCACAGGCUGCGUCUCCGGCUGCCUCUGCCCCCCGGGGAUGGUCCGACAUGAGAACAAGUGUGUGGCGCUGGAAAGGUGUCCCUGCUUCCACCAAGGCAGAGAGUAUGCCCCAGGAGAAACCGUGAAAAUUGACUGCAACACUUGCGUCUGUCGGGACCGGAAGUGGAACUGCACGGACCACGUGUGUGACGCCACGUGCUCUGCCAUCGGCAUGGCUCACUACCUCACCUUCGACGGGCUCAAAUACCUGUUCCCCGGGGAGUGCCAGUACGUCCUGGUGCAGGAUUACUGUGACAGUAAUCCUGGGACCUUCCGGAUCCUGGUGGGGAACGAAGGGUGCAGCUACCCUUCAGUGAAAUGCAAGAAGCGGGUCACCAUCCUGGUGGAAGGAGGAGAGAUUGAACUGUUUGAUGGGGAGGUGAAUGUGAAGAAGCCCAUGAAGGACGAGACCCACUUUGAGGUGGUGGAGUCGGGUCAGUAUGUCAUCCUGCUGCUCGGCAAGGCACUCUCUGUGGUCUGGGACCACCGCCUGAGCAUCUCCGUGAGCCUGAAGCGGACAUACCAGGAACGGGUGUGUGGCCUUUGUGGGAAUUUUGAUGGCAUCCAGAACAAUGACUUCACCAGCAGCAGCCUCCAGGUGGAGGAGGACCCGGUGGACUUUGGGAAUUCCUGGAAAGUGAACCCGCAGUGUGCCGGCACCAGCAAAGUGCCCCUAGACUCGUCUCCUGCCGUCUGCCACAACAACAUCAUGAAGCAGACGAUGGUGGACUCCUCCUGCAGGAUCCUCACCAGUGAUAUUUUCCAGGACUGCAACAGGCUGGUGGACCCUGAGCCCUACCUGGACAUUUGCAUCUACGACUCUUGCUCCUGUGAGUCCCCCGGGGACUGCGCCUGCUUCUGUGACGCUGUUGCUGCCUACGCCCAUGUGUGUGCCCAGCACGGCAAGGCGGUGGCCUGGAGGACAGCCACUCUGUGUCCCCAGAACUGCGAGGAGAGGAAUCUCCACGAGAAUGGGUAUGAGUGCGAGUGGCGCUAUAACAGCUGUGCCCCUGCCUGUCCCACCACGUGUCAGCACCCCGAGCCGCUGGCGUGCCCCGUGCAGUGUGUCGAAGGCUGCCAUGCACACUGCCCUCCAGGGAAAAUCCUGGACGAGCUUUUGCAGACUUGCAUCGACCCUGAAGAUUGUCCUGUGUGUGAGGUGGCUGGUCGUCGCUUGGCCCCGGGAAAGAAGAUCACCUUGAACCCCGAUGACCCCGAGCACUGCCAGAUUUGUCAUUGUGAGGGCGUCAACCUCACCUGUGAGGCCUGCAGGGAACCUGGAGGCCUCGUGGUGCCCCCCACAGAAGGCCCCAUUGGCUCCACCACCCCGUAUGUGGAGGACACCCCAGAGCCACCUCUCCAUGACUUCUACUGCAGCAAGCUUCUGGACCUGGUUUUCCUGCUAGAUGGCUCCUCCAAGCUGUCUGAGGACGAGUUUGAAGUGCUGAAAGUCUUUGUGGUGGGCAUGAUGGAGCGUCUGCACAUCUCCCAGAAGCGGAUCCGCGUGGCCGUGGUGGAGUACCACGAUGGCUCCCAUGCCUAUAUUGAGCUCAAGGACCGGAAGCGACCCUCGGAGCUGCGGCGCAUUGCCAGCCAGGUGAAGUACGUGGGCAGCGAGGUGGCCUCCACCAGCGAGGUCUUGAAGUACACACUGUUCCAGAUCUUCGGCAAGAUCGACCGCCCUGAAGCGUCCCGCAUCUCGCUGCUCCUCAUGGCCAGCCAGGAGCCCCCGAGGCUGGCCCGGAAUUUGGUCCGCUACGUGCAGGGCCUGAAGAAGAAGAAAGUCAUUGUGAUCCCCGUGGGCAUCGGGCCCCAUGCCAACCUCAAGCAGAUCCGAAACAUCGAGAAGCAGGCCCCCGAGAACAAGGCCUUUGUGCUCAGUGGUGUGGACGAGCUGGAGCAGCGAAGAGACGAGAUUAUCAGCUACCUCUGUGACCUUGCCCCGGAAGCACCUGCCCCUACUCAGCACCCAUCUAUGGUCCCGGUCACUGUGGGUCCGGAGCUCUUGGGGGUUCCCUCAUCGGGACCCAAAAGGAACUCCAUGGUUCUGGAUGUGGUGUUUGUCCUGGAAGGGUCAGACAAAAUUGGUGAGGCCAACUUUAACAAGAGCAGGGAGUUCAUGGAGGAGGUGAUUCAGCGGAUGGACGUGGGCCAGGACAACAUCCGUAUCAUGGUGCUGCAGUACUCCUACACGGUGGCCGUGGAGCACACCUUCAGCGACACCCAGGCCAAGGCGGAGGUCCUGCAGCACGUGCGGGAGAUCCGAUACCGGGGCGGCAACAGGACCAACACUGGGCUGGCCCUGCAGUACCUGUCUGAACACAGCUUCUCUGUCAGCCAGGGGGAUCGGGAGCAGGUCCCUAACCUGGUCUACAUGGUCACAGGAAACCCCGCCUCUGAUGAGAUCAAGCGGAUGCCUGGAGACAUCCAGGUGGUGCCCAUUGGAGUGGGCCCUCACGCCGAUGUGCAGGAGCUGCAGAGUAUUAGCUGGCCCAAUGCCCCCAUCCUUAUUCAGGACUUUGAGACGCUCCCCCGAGAGGCACCUGAUCUGGUGCUGCAGAGGUGCUGCUCUGGAGAGGGGCCGCAGCCCCCCACCCUCGCCCCCACCCCAGACUGCAGCCAGCCCCUGGACGUGGCCCUCCUCCUGGACGGCUCCUCCAGUUUUCCCAAUUCUUACUUUGAGGAGAUGAAGAGUUUUGCCAAGGCUUUCAUUUCAAGAGCUAAUCUAGGGCCCCAGCUCACGCAGGUCUCGGUGCUGCAAUACGGGAGCUCCACCACCACGGCUGUGCCAUGGAACGUGGCCUACGAGAAAGCUCACCUCCUGAGCCACGUGGACCUCAUGCAGCGGGAGGGAGGCCUCAGCCACAUCGGGGAUGCUUUGGAGUAUGCUGUGCGAUACGUCACCUCCGAAGUGCAUGGUGCCAGGCCCGGAGCCUCGAAGGCAGUGGUCAUCCUCGUCACGGAUGUCUCUGCGGAUUCAGUGGAUGCUGCAGCCGAUGCUGCCACGUCCAACCGAGUGACGGUGUUCCCCAUUGGAAUCGGGGAUCGGUAUGAUGAGGCCCAGCUGAGGAGGCUGGCAGGCCCAAACGCCGGCUCCAAUGUGCUGAGGCUCCAGCGAAUCGAAGAUCUCUCCACCAUGGCCACCCUAGGAAAUUCCUUCUUCCACAAGCUGUGCUCUGGGUUCGUUAGAGUUUGUGUGGAUGAGGAUGGGAACGAGAAGAGGCCUGGGGACGUCUGGACCUUGCCAGACCAGUGCCACACGGUGACUUGCCUGCCAGAUGGCCAGACCUUGCUGAAGAGUCAUCGGGUCAACUGUGACCGAGGGCCGAGGCCUUCCUGCCCCAAUGGCCAGCCCCCUCUCAGGGUGGAGGAGACCUGUGGCUGCCGCUGGACCUGCCCCUGUGUGUGCAUGGGCAGCUCUACCCGGCACAUCGUGACCUUUGAUGGGCAGAACUUCAAACUGACUGGCAGCUGUUCAUAUGUCCUAUUUCAAAACAAGGAGCAGGACCUGGAGGUGAUUCUCCAUAAUGGUGCCUGCAGCCCUGGGGUGAGGCAGGCCUGCAUGAAAUCCAUCGAGGUGAAGCAUGACGGCCUCUCAGUUGAGCUCCACAGCGAUAUGCAGCCGACAGUGAAUGGGAGACUGGUCCCUGUCCCAUAUGUGGGUGGGGACAUGGAAAUCAAUGUCUACGGCACCAUCAUGUAUGAGAUCAGACUCAACCAUCUUGGCCACAUCUUCACGUUCACUCCACGAAACAAUGAGUUCCAGCUGCAGCUCAGCCCCAAGACCUUUGCUUCAAAGACGUAUGGUCUUUGUGGGAUCUGUGACGAGAACGGAGCCAAUGACUUUAUGCUGAGGGAUGGCACGGUCACCACAGACUGGAGAGUGCUCGUCCAGGAAUGGACCGUGCAGCAGCCGGGGAGGAUGUGCCAACCGGUCUCCUGGGAGCAGUGUCCCGUCUCCAGCAACUCCCACUGCCAGGUCCUCCUCUCAGAAUUGUUUGCUGAGUGCCACAAGGUCCUCACUCCAACCACCUUUUACGCCAUGUGCCAGCAAGACAGUUGCCACCAGGAGCAGGUGUGUGAGGUGAUCGCCUUGUAUGCCCACCUCUGUCGGACCAAGGGGGUCUGUGUUGACUGGAGGAGGACCAGUUUCUGUGCAAGGCAGGAUGGGGGCAUCACCUCGUGCUGCCCCUCAGCCUGCAGGAAGGACGAGUGCAGAAGGGAGUCCCCGCCCUCUUGCCCCCCGCACCGGACACCAACCCUUCGGAAGACCCAAUGCUGUGAUGAGUACGAGUGUGCCUGCAACUGUGUGAACUCCACGGUGAGCUGCCCUCUGGGGUACCUGACCUCGGCCAUCACCAACGACUGUGGCUGCACCACGACAACCUGCUUCCCUGACAAGGUGUGUGUCCACCGAGGCACCAUCUACCCUGUGGGCCAGUUCUGGGAGGAGGGCUGUGACGUGUGCACCUGCACUGACUUGGAGGACUCUGUGAUGGGCCUGCGUGUGGCCCAGUGCUCCCAGAAGCCCUGUGAGGACAACUGCCGGUCGGGCUUCACUUACGUCAUCCAUGAAGGCGAGUGCUGUGGAAGGUGUCUGCCAUCUGCCUGUGAGGUGGUCAUUGGUUCACCACGGGGGGACUCCCAGUCUCACUGGAAGAAUGUUGGCUCUCACUGGGCCUCCCCUGACAACCCCUGCCUCAUCAAUGAGUGUGUCCGCGUGAAGGAAGAGGUCUUUGUGCAACAGAGGAAUGUCUCCUGCCCCCAGCUGGAUGUCCCCAACUGCCCCAUGGGUUUCCAGCUGAGUUGUAAGACCUCAGAGUGUUGUCCCACCUGUCGCUGCGAGCCCCUGGAGGCCUGCAUGCUCAAUGGCACCAUCAUUGGGCCCGGAAAAAGUCUGAUGAUUGAUGUGUGCACGACUUGCCGCUGCACCAUCCAGGUGGGAGUCAUCUCUGGAUUCAAGCUGGAGUGCAGGAAGACCACCUGCGAGGCCUGCCCCCUGGGUUACAAGGAAGAGAAGAACCAAGGUGAAUGCUGUGGGAAAUGUCUGCCUACGGCUUGCACCAUUCAGCUAAGAGGAGGACAGAUCAUGACACUGAAGCGUGAUGAGAUGCUCCAGGAUGGCUGUGAUAGCCACGUCUGCAAGGUCAAUGAGAGAGGAGAGUACAUCUGGGAGAAGAGGGUCACAGGCUGCCCACCCUUUGAUGAACACAAGUGUCUGGCCGAGGGAGGGAAAAUCAUGAAAAUUCCAGGCACCUGCUGUGACACAUGUGAGGAGCUGGAAUGCAAGGAUAUCACGGCCAGGCUGCGGUAUGUCAAGGUGGGAGACUGUAAGUCGGAAGAGGAAGUGGACAUUCAUUACUGCGAGGGUAAAUGUGCCAGCAAAGCCUUGUACUCCAUCGACACGGAGGAUGUGCAGGACCAGUGCUUCUGCUGCUCGCCCACUCGCACGGAGCCCAUGCAGGUGCCCCUGCGCUGCACCAACGGCUCCCUGGUCUACCACGAGAUCCUCAACGCCAUGCAGUGCAAAUGCUCCCCCAGGAAGUGUAGCAAGUGAGGCCGCUGCCCUGGACGCCUGCUGUCACCUGCCUCACCAGAGACCGGGCCUGCCAGAGCGCGGCUGCUUGCUCCUCGUGCUCCGCUCUUGGGCGCUCCUGAGCCCACAAUAAAGGCCAAUCUCUCCCCCUGCAAAA
Molecule: messenger RNA, 8190 nt
Organism: Neomonachus schauinslandi (Hawaiian monk seal)
Lineage: Eukaryota; Metazoa; Chordata; Mammalia; Carnivora; Phocidae
Gene: VWF
Product: von Willebrand factor
Exons: 48
Coding region: 57-8054 (2665 amino acids)
Biological process (GO): cell-substrate adhesion; blood coagulation
Cellular component (GO): extracellular matrix
Molecular function (GO): protein binding
Source: RefSeq, a predicted model, not a curated record